Melitaea cinxia (Glanville fritillary) is the source of this 1074-nucleotide messenger RNA. It is a transcript of the gene Dph5, whose product is annotated as diphthine methyl ester synthase. The record is from RefSeq and is a predicted model, not a curated record. Gene Ontology annotation, biological process: protein histidyl modification to diphthamide. Lineage: Eukaryota; Metazoa; Arthropoda; Insecta; Lepidoptera; Nymphalidae. The transcript has 5 exons. Bases 124 to 930 code for a protein of 268 amino acids. Gene Ontology annotation, molecular function: diphthine synthase activity.
AAUAACUUUAAACGCUAACGAUUUACAUUUACGAUUGAUUUACGAUACUUGUAAAUAAAAGCGUGUUUUAACCUAACUUUCUCAAUUGUUACAUUAAAACAUAACUAUAUUUUAUAUCGCAAUAUGUUUUAUUUAAUUGGGUUAGGUUUAGGUGAUGCAAAAGAUAUUACCGUUAAAGGUUUAGAAAUUGUAAAAAAAUGUGAUAAAGUUUUUUUAGAAGCUUAUACUUCUAUAUUGACUGUAGGAAAAGAGGUUUUGGAAAACUUUUAUGGUCGACCUUUAAUAAUAGCUGAUCGAGAACUUUGUGAGGCCAAUAUAGAUGAUAUAUUAAAAGAAGCAAAACUAAAGGACAUUGCACUCUUAGUAGUCGGAGACCCCUUAGGUGCAACCACACACACUGACAUGCUUCUCCGUGCUAAAGAAUUUGAAGUAAAAACACAGAUUGUUCAUAAUGCAUCAAUUAUGAAUGCUGUAAGCUGCUGUGGCCUGCAGCUCUACAACUUUGGCGAAACAGUUUCAAUACCCUACUGGACAGAAACUUGGAAGCCAGAUAGUUUCUUUGAAAAAAUACUUGGAAACUACAAAAGAAAUUUGCAUACCCUCUGCCUUUUAGACAUAAAAGUCAAGGAGCCUACUGAAGAGUCACUUACAAAAAAGAUACGCCAAUAUAUGGAUCCAAAGUUCAUGUCUGUCAAAGAAGCUUCUAGACAAAUAGUUCAAAUAGUUGAAAAUCUUACAAAUGAAACAGAUAUAACAAUUGAAAGUUUAGCAAUCGGCUUAUCAAGAGUUGGAGCGCCUGAUCAAAAAAUUAGGGCAAUGGCUUUGAAAGAUAUGCAGAACUUAGAACUUGGUCCGCCUCUACACAGCCUUGUCAUUCCCGCGCGUAAUUUACACCCGCUUGAACUUGAUUACCUGGCGCAAUUCAGAUAAAUUGUACGAAAACAGUGUAUAUUAAAAGAAUUUUUUUUUAUCAUAUUUUUAUUUGGCUAUGAAUGCCAAAAUUACUGACAACAACAUAAAUUGUUGAAUAAGAUAUUUAUAAACUUUAAAUAAACAUUAUUUGAAGUAUUUUAA